Bombus impatiens (common eastern bumble bee) is the source of this 2360-nucleotide messenger RNA. RefSeq names its product tetratricopeptide repeat protein 39B. The transcript is spliced from 13 exons. The coding region runs from base 636 to 2360 and encodes 574 amino acids. Lineage: Eukaryota; Metazoa; Arthropoda; Insecta; Hymenoptera; Apidae. The record is from RefSeq and is a predicted model, not a curated record. Gene Ontology annotation, molecular function: protein binding.
UGACCGAUACCAACAUAAUCAGUGUUCUGUCAGUCAGUCGCGUAUGUUUUACACCGUUAUGUUUGUAGCUGCGUGUUACAAGAAUUCUUGCAAAUCUUGAACAAAAAUGUAAAAACGUCUACUUAUAAUCUUUUACAUUGUAACAUAUACACAUAUUAGAAUCUGAUUAUAUUAACUUAGAAAUGUUAUUAAAUAAGUAUUAGUUUCCUUAUUUUCCUUGUGAAUCGGAUCAGCUACGUUUUGACAUUUUAUGGAUUCAUGCAUUAUCACUCUACUAUCACCUUCCACCUGGAUAUAUCUGAAGAAAGUAUCUUUUCUGCAAAACUAGGAAUAUAAUAACAGGAACAUUCCAUGAUAAAAGUAUAUAUCUAUAUCAUUCACGUUUAUUUUUAAUAGUUAUAUUUACAAAUUACAAAAUGUAAUUUUUAUGAUGGAACAAGAGAAAUAACGACCUAAGAUUAAAGAUAAAAGCACAAUUGAGAAAUCUGUCUUAAGGAAUAUAUCUUUCAUCUCUAAUAAUUAACAUAUCUGGUGCAUAAAAGGAUCAUCUUAUAAAAUAUAAGAUCUCUAUGCUGUAUAUUUAUUGAAUCAUAUUAAUUCAAAUAUUAUCAAAUAUAUUCAACCAUUAAUUCAAAAUGUCAGACAUCGAAGAAGAUGAGUUUCAAGAUGCUCAAGAAUCUUUACCACAGCCUAGUUCUAUGGAUUUGGAUACAGCAAUAAUGGAGGCAAAAAAAGCGAUACACUAUUUUUUUAAUAAUGAUUUUGAAGAAGCAAGAAAGAUUAUGGAGCCCUGGGCAGGCAGUAGCAUGUAUCAUUCUUUAGGAACAAGUAUAUUUGCAUUCCUCGAGGCUAUUCUUACAUCUGAACAAAAAUGCAUUGAAAAGGCGGUUGGAGCUGUAAAACAAUGCAUGACUGUGUGCUUGAAACAACGUAAACAUGUUACACUAACACAAAAUAUUGGCAAAAUGGUGAAGAAGACUAACUACGAUGCUUAUACAAUUGAGGAAGUGCAUGCGGAACUCUGUUAUGCCGAGUCACUUUUUUUAAAAUCGAUGCUCACGUUUGUGGAGGACGAGACUUUGGUCAGCUUUGUUAAAGCUGGAUUGAAAAUUCGUACCUGCUUUCUGUCGUAUAAAGAAUGUUUAUCAAUUUUAAAUAAUCGUAAAUGGGAAAAUAAUGCUCAUAAGAUACAUUUUGAGAGCGGUGUCCGCACUGGUAUUGGUGCAUUUAAUUUGAUGAUUUCCCUGUUGCCAGCGAAAAUUAUCAAACUGUUAGAAUUCAUUGGAUUUUCGGGUGAUAAGGAAUAUGGUUUGUCGGAAUUAGAAGCGGGAUACGGAGAAAGAAGAGGAUUAAGGCACGUGUUGUGCGCGAUGUUUCUUUUGUCUUACAAUUUAAUAAUAUCAUUUGUUCUGAGUCAUACAGACGGUGAUCUAUACUGGUGUGAAAAAGUUUUGGAAGAAGAACUGAGUCUUUAUCCAAACGGUAUAUGGUUUUUGUUUUUUAAAGGCAGACUAGAACUAACGAGAGGAAAUUUUGAGAAAUCUUUAGAAUGGUAUACAAAAUCUUGGAAAAGUCAAGAUCUAUGGCCUCACUUUCAUCAUAUUUGUUUCUGGGAAUUAAUGUGGGCACAUUGUUCGCUGCAGCAAUGGGAUGAAGCUGCAACGUUUGCAGAUGCUUUAGCCAAAGAAUCACAUUGGUCACGUACAAUUUAUUUGUAUCAAAGAGCUGCGAUACUUAUGAUGCGGAAACCACCGGUACAAAGCGAAGAGAAGCAAAUGAUAGAUACUCUAAUGAUGCAAGCGUCUACCUUUAAACAACGUAUUGCAGGGAAGUCAUUACCAAUGGAAAAAUUUAUAGUAAAAAAAACUGAACGGUACUUUGCUCAAAAAAAAAACCUGGUCCUUCCUAUAUUUGAACUUAUGUAUGUGUGGAAUUUGUUUCGCAUAGUAGGCAAACGACAAGAUUUGACGCUAAACAUGUUUAAAGUAAUCGAAGAAGCUGAAAAGGAACUUGCGAAAGCUUCGAAAACAGAAUAUCACACGGAUAAUGAAGCACUUUUAUUGCUUCUAAAGGGUGCUUGCUUACGACAAAUGAAACAUCCUUUGUUAGCUGAAAAUUGUUUAAAACGCGUUCUCGAGUUGGACAAAUCGAUCAAAGAGGAUACCUAUUUACUUCCUUAUGCAACAGUAGAAUUAGCUUUGCUAGCACAAGAUCAAGGAAAUAUUCAACUCGCUAUUGGAUAUUUAGAGGACGUCAAAAAAACAUUCGCUGGAUAUCUGUUGGAAUCCAGAUUACAGUUUAGGAUCCAUUCCGAUUUAAUGAAAUUGACUGGAAGGAAGGCCGAAGAUAUUUUAGUAUAA